This is a messenger RNA of Cylindrotheca closterium, 5199 nucleotides long. NCBI's taxonomy places the organism in Eukaryota, Bacillariophyta, Bacillariophyceae, Bacillariales, Bacillariaceae. The record is from the annotation of a GenBank genome assembly.
AUGUCGAUGACGGCGGGCAACAACUCGGUCACAUCGCAGUCGGACUAUUGGAAUGACGACUUUUUACCACUCCGAAAUGCGGGCAAAUCUAUCCUGAAGGUGCUUCGAAGCGACGAGACGUCAACUCAUGGCGAUCUCUAUCGCAGAAUUCUAUCUACUACUUCGACUACCAGCAAUACUAUUCCUAGUGAUGCAGAUCCCAUCAACCAUCAUUAUUUUUCUGAUGGAAAAUGGAAACACGCGCAAUCGAUGCCACUCCCGUCUUUCUUGCAAGAAAAGUUGGCAAAAGCAAAGCAAUAUAGCAUGAUGGGACUAUUUCCAGAAGCAGAACUGGCUUGGUUGACUAUUGAUGAUUCCAUUUACUUGUGGACCUUUACACGGUCUGCCGAUGGCGAACUGUUGUACUUUCAAGUACCAAGUCAACAACCGAUUGUUAGCGUCUUUCGGGAAUUGGUCGAGUGGUGUUUGGUUGUCACUACAAAAGAAGAGGCUAUGUUGUGCGCCUUGGCGAGAAAAGAGAACCAAGCGUUGAGCUUGAUUCGAACUAGAUUCGUUAUUCCAUCGGACUUUGUAUCAUUCAUCUCAAUUACAUCGACAAAAGCUGGUAGAAUCUUUUUGGGCGGUCAAGAUGGGAACUUGUAUGAGCUUGACUACGAUUUGCUGUUACAAGCACAGUAUGCGGCCGACGAUGCAGCGAAAACUCAACGUCAACUGGACAGUUUCUAUGACGCAAGUGCGUCUUCAUGCCCCGAGGUGCUUGUCGAGAAGCCCCAAUCUGCAGGGAUGAUCACUACAGGAAAGCGUGUCUUUGCUAGCGUGAUGGGUGCCAGACGACCACCCAGAAAAUGCCAGCGAAUUGAUCACUCCAAAUCGACGUUGUCGUCGUUCUUGCCAGAUUACAUCGAGAAGCUGAUAAGUUCGGCGUUUAGUACCAACACGACGACGGGUGGUGGACCAAUCAAACAGAUGGUGGUGGACGAUGAGAGACAAGUUCUCUAUACCUUGUCCAGCCGAGGAUGGAUAUGUGUUUUGGAUAUCGCUGAAGCCCCCAAAGUCACCCUCACCGCCGUUCUGGAUACUGCUACCACCGCAAGAUUAUAUCUCGAAGCUGUCAGUCGUGGAAAGAUGUAUCCGCCCCAAACAUACAACCAACGCGAAGGAAUCCUCAAGUUCCCUGGUGGGGGAGAAGCAGCCCAAGCUGGCGUUGGUGGCAUGGAAGGAGCUCGAAACAUUUUGAAGUUGGCCGAGACGAACAAAUCAAGCCGUCGAAGGUCGCCAUCAAACUCUAUCCUGACUCCAGUAUGUAUUGAGGUUGUCCCAAACAAGGAGAGCACGCGUAUUACUUUGGUUGCUGUCACUGCAGGCGGGAUUCGUUACUACCUAUCCAGUUUGACUCCCAACACGCUCAACGCCGGUCCUUCCCAAGUCCCGUUUGGGACACCUAGGUACCGAAGCCCUUGGAAGCCUCAUACAAAAUUGACUCUUUGUCACGUUCGCGCCCCACCAUCUAUGGACGAAAAAAUGGUGUCGACCACCAGUCACCUCCCUUCCGUUUCAAAGGAUCACCGUGUCGACGCUGCCUGCUAUCAAAUGGGUGUUUACUUUGUAGCAUUCCAAAAGACGGGUGGAAUGGAUAGCAACGCUGGUGAUAUUUUGGUUGCAACUAGUCCGGACUCUAUGCGACGAGUGAUUCAGCAAUACAAAAAAGAGAAUGUAGCCAAGACUACAGAAGUUGCUCCAGGAGGAGUUUGUGAAGCCGUCUCCUUUCCAAUGUCAAUGGGUGGUUCCAACAACCAAAUUGCCACAACCCUUCCUGGUGGUAGAGUGUGGGACAUUUGUCCCGCCUACUCAAGGCAGCACAAAAUCAUGUCUCUUGCCCUUCGGUCGAAAACACCAACCGAUACAGAGCUUGGAUUUGGAAUGGCGCCAGCAUACGUUCCACCGUCAAAGAGAAGAGGGAAAGAGCCAGCUCGCAAAGUACAGAGAACUGGCCCUGUUGUGGCUUCUACACUCGUAUCACAAUCAUCAUACAACCAUUCGAUGUCCUCUGUUGCUUUAACAGUAUUCUCGAAUCUAUUAUUCUCGCGUCCUGUUCGUGAAGGCCUUGCCGUUCAAAAACCAGUCGUGAAGCAAGAAGAACGAGUAUCGCUGUAUAGGGUGUCGAAACGGAGUGGUAGCGAAGGCUAUUCCUUAUCUGCAGCUGACACAAAAGCAAAAACUUCCGGUUCUUCGAGAUCAGCUCGGCUAAGUCCGUGGGUUUUGAGCCCUGAUGUUGUUCCUUUGAAUCCACUUGCGCUGGAGCACCUGAACAGUACUUCGAAAACAGUCAUUUCGCUGAAUGCAGGUGGUCUUCACUACUUCCAAUCGCCCUCAACUUUGCACCAACUUUCCGCCGCCAUCUUUGCCGCCGGCAGCAACGUGAAGUCUGAUCCUAAGGUUGACCAAUUCUUCAAAAGCUAUGGAUACGCUGAGGGUUGUGCAAUGUGCCUCCAGCUAGUAAUCCAUGCCGAAACAUCUCAAGACCACAAGGAGCUUGCAUUGAGGGCAGCCAUGAGUCGAGCUUUGCGUCCUGCACUUUUGCCAAUUCCAACCGACGAAAAUUCCGCGCAGCCUGUGGGACAGAAUGAUCCAUGGGUGCCUCAAGGAUACACAUACACGUCUUCAGCUCUAUGCGAUGCCCUUGCUAUGGUUCUUGCCAGACUGAUGCGUCCAGUUUGGCACAAGCCGGCUGUUGUUGUGACAGAGGGACGAACGCUCAAACGUGGAUACAAAUCCAGGGUGACACCAGCCAAGGUAGAAUUGCUCCUUGAGGAUGAUACGAUCGAAGAAGUUCGACGACCACUUGUGAUGCUCCAACAAGUAAUGUCUCGAGUUUUUGGAAAGGCCAUUGAGCAUGUCCCGCUUACCAGAUCAAUGAAGAGUUCCAACGAUCAAAUGGACGUCGAUGACGAGGAUAAUCACUUUUUUACAAGAGCUUUGGGAUAUCAAAGACGCGGUCAAGUGCAGUCAUUGUCGGAAUCAAUGUUACGCCCAGACGAAGCCGAACUACUGGCACAACAGAUUGAAGAGCGGGACAUUCAUUCUUUCUACAGAUUGUUGUCACGAACAGUUCAGCUUUUGGGAUUGCUGUCUCAUCUUCGACGAGCGCAUUCUAUGCCUGACAUGCCGGAGGUCGAAUGGGGUCUGCUUCAUGGCAUCACUUUGGAAAAGAUUGUUAGCACCAAAGAAGGACAAGAGAGAGUGGAAUCAGUUUUGAACAGUCUCAUCACGUCCAACGACAGCCUAAAGAGCGCGGUUCCAACACCAUCUGCCGAAGUUACUCAACUUGCUCAGACUUUCGCAGAUCAAUGCUAUCAUUUCUUUUCUCCUGGAUCGCGGUAUGCCUACAUCGGUUUCAAAUGUGCACAAGAGGCAAUGGCCCUUCCAAGCGGUCAGUCAAGACGUGCUGUAAUGGUGAAGCAAGCUGUAGAAGCCUUCAAGCAUGCCGCCAAAAAUUGGUACAGUGCACCGGUUAUCACAGGACGUUUGUUGCAAAGUGGGGAGUCCAGUGGCACCGAAGAGAUUGUGCAACGUGCGCGAGAAGGCGAUAGUCCGCUGGCAAAGGCCUGUGACCUGUUGGUUGAACUGGGAGAUGUGGCAGCAGUGGUGGAUAUUUGUUUGUUGACUGCGUCCAAUUUCACUGGCAAGAAAAGUACGGGAAUGGAGUUGGUAGACGCUUUCCCCAGCAGCUCACGAGUACACUCUUGGGAAAAAGGACUAUAUCAUCGACGACAAGAAAUGAAUACGCAGGGCAACGGACAAGGCUCGUCGGCGUUGGGAACCAACGUGACUUCAAAGGACGGAAACGAGACAUGUCGUGCCAUCAUCUUCUACCACUUGAGCAAACUCCUUGAUGCUCCUAUCCAAACACCCGAAUAUCAGUUGGGAGAGAGCAUGGUAUCUGUUUGCGCAUCGUCUUCAGAUAUGGAUUUCCUACACGCCUUCUUCAAUUACUUGUUUGAGAACAACCUCAAGGAUGUUCUUCUCAAAAUCGACAGUAGAGAUUUGCAGAAGUGGCUAGUCGAGCAAAAGAAGGACCAGCCGUCGUUACUGCUACGCUUCUAUCAUCUACAUGGAAAGCAACUGGAAGCAGCACAGGUGGCAUGGGAUCGUGCAAUUGGUACAACGCAAGAGCUAUCGCUGGAUGAGCGAGUGGAAUCGUUGGUACAAGCUUUGGAUUCCUAUGCUGCUGCGAUGAAUAAUAUGGGAGAAAACCAAGAGGAGCUAACCCGGAACAAGAAGAUGGUAGAGGAAAAGCUUAUGAUUGCAAGAUUGCAGGGUCGUAUUCUGCAAGCGAUGGAUUCGACCAAGUACGAAGUCAAGGAGGAGAACCUACUUGAGCUACGCAGUUCUCUCUUGAGUCCGAACGUUCUGUUCAACAAAUAUGCGAUGCCUUUUGAUAUGUUUGAGCUCUGUUUGCUUCUGCUUCACGUUUGUCGCCAUGAUGAUGCAAGCCACGUCAAGCAGUUUUGGAAGAGUCUCAUGUGUGACGAAAUCUUCCCUGUCUCCACUCGAAGCGAACGCGUAUUCCAAGCUCUUCGGGAAUUCACUGAUGGAUCCCUAUUGGACAACCCUGUGAUCUCACUUGUGGAUCAGUCCUCUCCCUCGAGCGAUGAGUACUUUGAAAGCGGUCGGUGGAUGAAGGGACUCGAAGGUCGCAUUGUUGCUUUGGGAAGAGAUCUGAUUGGAGCAUCGGCUCAAAACACAUUUCCCAUUGACUUCUUGAUUUCUAGCCUCGAACAAUUGCGGCUUGUUUAUGCAUCUGCUGGGUCUCCUAAUGCUGCCAAGGAAACUCAGGGGUGGGCGUGCUCAAUACUAGUUGCUGCCGGAGUUCCUUUCAUGGUUGCUCUCACAGCAUACGACCAGCUUGUUGAAAACGAGAAUCAUUUGACGAUGGGGGGCGUCGACACCAACCGUCGCCGAGAGCACCUUCAGAACAGUAUCAAAGUUUUGGAAAAUUUCGUCUCUACCGCGAGAGCUGGUCUCUAUGGAAACGAAAAUCCCGCUUACACCGAAAUAUGUAGAGCAAUGGCAUCUGGCAAUUUACAAUCUGGAUUGGAAGCCUUCAAAAUGCAGCUUCAGGCGCUACCUGGUGACGUAUCAGAAGAAGAAGAAAGACUGAAGGCAGUAGAAAACAAAACUCUCGAGUUCUAUCGCUAG